UCGAUCCCAGGAGUCUUCUUAUUCCUUGCUUGUGCUAUCUAUCCAUAUAUAUAAAGGAGUGAGAGAAGAACACUUUCAGAGCUCGAGCUCAACAAGGUGUUCUAAUUAAUUAAGAUGGUGACCCGCCACCUAGCUUUCACGCUUCUCAUGCUUAAGCUUGCCGUCAUUGCGUUAUCAAGCACGCGGCCGAAUCCCUUGACCAAGGCAUGCCUCGGCGGUGGUGAUGGCUCUCUGCCGGCCGACGCCUACCAAACCACCUGCCCCCAAGCCGAAGCUAUCAUCUUCUCUUGGGCGGCGAAGGCGGUGGCCGACGACCCAAGGAUGGCCGCAUCUCUCCUCCGUCUCCAUUUCCACGAUUGUUUCGUUAACGGAUGCGACGGUUCGGUGUUGUUAGAUGACACAGAAUCCAUGGUGGGUGAGAAAACAGCUGCACCCAACUUGAACUCGCUGAGGGGUUUCCAAGUGAUCGAUGCCAUAAAAUCCGACCUCGAAGCGGUGUGCCCUGAGACUGUAUCGUGUGCUGAUAUCCUCGCCGUCGCGGCACGAGACGCCGUCGUUCUGUCAGGUGGACCUGGAUGGGAAGCUCAGACGGGGAGGAGGGACAGCUUGAGUGCCAGCAAGUCAGCAGCAAACAAUAACAUCCCUGGCCCCAAUUCCGACGUGACAACACUCGUAACCAAAUUCAACAACGUCGGCCUCUCCCUCAGAGACAUGGUCGCCCUCUCGGGAGCGCACACCAUCGGAAAGGCUCGAUGCUCCACCUUCAGCUCGCGCCUCAAGGGCAGCGGUGGACCUACAGGUGCUAACUCCGGUGACGCAGGAGUGGACUUAGACUUCCUUUCAUCACUGCAGCAGCUCUGCUCCGGAUCUGAUAACACAACAUUGGCAAUGCUGGACUUGGCAACACCGGCAACCUUCGACAACCAGUACUACGUCAACCUUCUCUCAGGUGACGGACUGCUUGCAUCUGACCAUGCUCUAGUUGCCGGAGGAGACAGUGGGACACGCGACAUCGUUCAGUCCUACGCAGACGAUCCGGUAGCCUUCUUUGAGGAUUUCAAGGUGGCCAUGCUGAAGAUGGGGAGCUUGAAACCGCUUACAGGAGAGAGCGGCCAAAUUCGUAGGAAUUGCAGGAGUGUUAAUUGAUAUUAAUAUUGAAUUAAAAGUUAAAAACAGCAGCAUUAAUGGCAUGCGCUCAGCUAGCUUAGCGUUUGAAGUGGUGUUCUACUUCUAGGCUGCUUCUAGCUCUAAAGGAAAUCUGAUUCCAGUAGUAUGUAUGUAAUAUGCAUGUUGUAGGCUUCAAAGUUGUGUGUUGCGUUUGUUUCUUACUUGUUGUUGA
This is a messenger RNA of Nelumbo nucifera (sacred lotus), 1339 nucleotides long. RefSeq names its product peroxidase superfamily protein. Lineage: Eukaryota; Viridiplantae; Streptophyta; Magnoliopsida; Proteales; Nelumbonaceae. Gene Ontology annotation, biological process: response to oxidative stress; hydrogen peroxide catabolic process. The record is from RefSeq and is a predicted model, not a curated record. Gene Ontology annotation, molecular function: heme binding; peroxidase activity.